AUGAGCGUGGGUGAGCUGAAGGAUUGCAGUGUAUGGUUGAAGGGGCCUCCGUUCUUGAAGACUGGUAUCCUGCCCACUCCUGAGGACCACCACCCGGUUUCUCCAGAAGAUCCAGAGCUCAAGAAGACCGUCCUUAGAACCAAGGUGGAUGUUGUGCAGUAUGGGGACAUGGCACAUAGGUUUGAUUACUACUCCUCAUGGUUCAGGCUGAAGAGAGCUGUUGCCAUCUGUAAGAAUUACAUGGAGAAGCUGAGGCUCAAGGACCGAGAGAAGUACACUCCAGUGACCACUGAAGACCAACAGCAGGCAGAAACGAGGAUUCUCAGGUUCGUUCAACAGCAGUCCUAUUCUUCUGAGAUCGAGACACUGAAGAAGCAAAGGGAUGAAAAUUGGAAGGGAACGGUCAAAGGCAGAAGCAAUCUCUACUCAUUGGAUCCUUUUUUAGAUGAUGAGAUGGUCUUAAGAGUUGGAAGAGGAAUGACCUUGAACAGCAUAAGGCAAGCAGGUGUUUGGAUCAUACGGGCUAGAGUGGCUGUUACCUUGUUCAUCAUGAACUGCGUUGGAUGCCGUAAGCUCAGGGGUGCACCAUGUGGUCAGAAUAUGGCAGACCUGCCCAUUGAUAGAUUGGAGCCCGACGCUCCCUUCACUUAUUCCGCUGUCGAUUUUUUUUGGGUCUUUCCUGAUAAAGGGGGGGUGGCGCAGUACGUCAAAACGGUGGGGGUGCUCUUCAGUUGUUUGACAAGCCGUGCAAUCCAUCUAGAAACUGCCAAUUUCCUCACAACCGAUUUAUUUCUCAACGCUUAUAGGCGCUUUGUUUGUCGCAGAGGUUCUGUAGUAAAGUUGCGAUGUGACAGGGGGACCAAAUUUGUCGCUGGUCAAAAUGAGCUGACCGCCGCCCUUAGUGAGAUGGAUCAAGAUAAGAUAAGACAAGAGUUACUCAAAGAUGACUGCGAUUGGAUAAACUUUGACAUGAAUGUUCCCUGCGCCAGUCAUAUGGGUGGCGCUUGGGAGCACAUGAUCGGUUCCGCGAGAAAUGUGCUCAACGCGCUCCUCAAUCAACAUGGUCACCAGCUCGAUGAUGAGCUUUUGCGUACGCUAGUAACUGAAACUGAAGCGAUUGUCAACAGUCGUCCGUUGACUGUUAUAGAUACGCUGUCCGCUGAUCUAGAGCCAUUAGAGAGGUUGCGGACCGUCCCCAUUCCCACUCCCACUCCGAGGUGA
Lineus longissimus is the source of this 1221-nucleotide messenger RNA. RefSeq lists its product as uncharacterized. The coding region runs from base 1 to 1221 and encodes 406 amino acids. The record is from RefSeq and is a predicted model, not a curated record. Lineage: Eukaryota; Metazoa; Nemertea; Pilidiophora; Heteronemertea; Lineidae. The transcript has a single exon. Gene Ontology annotation, molecular function: nucleic acid binding.